AUGUCAAUUUAACCUAGUUUUCCUGCUAUUGGGCGCAAAAUUGCUCAGUCAGAUUUGUUUGAUAUCUCAUCAGUUCAUGAUGACAAGGAGAAUCAGCAAUCUGUUGGAAAUGCAAGCUAAAGGUCAGCACUGUACGGAGACAUUGAACAGGUACCUUCUAAUGAUUCCUAAUAGAUACAGAUCAAGUCGAACAGUCCUUAUAAGAUAAUGGAUCACGAUGAGGAUGAAGCAGAUGAGAUUUCUGUGGGAUAGGGUUCAGAGAUGAUACUUGAUUUCAAGGUUGAAGGCAUGACUUGCGUUGCAUGCUCCAGAACGAUUGAAAGCGCCAUGAUAACUGAAUUCAAGCAUCUAGGGUUGAAAAGUGUUUAAAUAGCACUGCUCACUCAUAAGAUGAGAAUGGUUUUUGAUUUAGGAAAGUACCAGGAAUGUGAAAUGACACCCGAAAAAAUUUCUGAGGAGGUAAUGAUGAUAGGAUUCACUGCUGAUCUCAUUGAAAUGAUUGAGAACAACCAAGAGGAACUUUUGAGAAAAAGAAGACAGUCAAUGAGAAGCAGUGACUCCAGAUUAGAAAUUGAAAUAAACCCAAAUUAAGAAUAGAACGGGAGGAGAUCACCUAAUGUGAUUAAGACUUGCACUCUUAUUAUCUCUGGAAUGACUUGCGCUAAUUGUCAGAUAACAAUUGAGAGUCAUUUGAAAUCUCUCGAGGGAGUUCAAAGCUGUGUAGUCAAUUUACUCACUCACAAGGCCUCAAUAAAAUAUAAAUCAAAACUCAUUGGAAUAAGAACAAUUAUUGAAGAAGUUGAGGCAAUAGGAUUCGCUGCAAAAUAUGAAGCGUAAUCUGAUAAGUCUGAUAUAAGAGUAAUAGUAAAUGAAGCUGUUCGCAAAUAUGCAAUUAAGUUUUUCACCAGUUUGUUCCUUAUAAUUCCUAUAUUUGUACUUAUCUACCUUAUCCCAGUUACUAAUCCCGAUUUCAUAACUGCCCAUAAUGCAACUAAUGGUGUUCCUCUUUAUGUGUAUUUGAAUGCAUUCUUCGCAACAAUCAUUCAAGUUGUUAUGGGGUCUCAAUUCUAUGUUAGUUCCUACAAGACCUUAAAGAAUAAAUCAGCCAACAUGGAUGUGCUAAUUAUGAUGGGAACUACUUCAGCUUGGCUCUAUGGAAUAGUUAAUAUUGGGCUAGGUUAUGAUGAAGUAGAUAUGUAGGAUCCAGAUAUGUUCAGAAUGGUUAUUUAAGAACAUUCUCAUAACUUUGAAAUCUCAUCAGCACUGAUCACAAUCAUUUUACUUGGCAAAUAUCUCGAGUCUCUUUCGAAGAAGAAAACAGUGGAAAAAUUGUCUUAAUUGGCAUCACUUAAAAUAACGAAGGCGUUUAUGCUGGAUAAAAAGCCAGGAUAACUUAUCAGUCUUGACAUGCCUACAAAAGAGAUAGAAGUGGAUCUGGUCCAGGUUGAUGACUUGCUAGUGAUAUAUCCUGGCUCUGGUAUCCCUGUUGAUGGAGUGACCGUCUUUGGAAAAGGAAUAUGCAAUGAGGCUAUGCUGACAGGUGAAUCAAGGCCUAUUAAUAAGGAUAUCAACUCCAAGCUAUAUGGUGGUUCAAUUCUUAUUCAAGGGUAACUAAUCAUGAAGGUCACUAAGACUGCAGAGAACUCCUCAAUCAACUAAAUAAUUAAACUUGUCGAGAACGCUUAAAAUGCAAGAGCCCCUAUUUAAGGGUUAGCUGAUAGAAUAUCAAAGUAUUUUGUACCUCUCGUAUUACUUCUAACACUUGUAGCAUGGAUAAUUUGGUUCUCUUAUGCUUACUCUCAGGCUGGUUAUGAUAAUAUUGAAUUGCAUGGAUAAACUAGAUUUUAAUUUGCGUUUGGAUUCGGUAUAUCAACUCUUGUUAUCGCUUGCCCAUGUGCACUUGGACUUGCGACACCUACAGCUGUUAUGGUUGGUACUGGUAUUGCUGCAUCUUUUGGAGUGUUGAUCAAGGGAGGAGAUGUCCUAGAAAAAAUAUCCUCAAUAACAACCAUAGUCUUUGAUAAAACAGGUACUCUAACCUCUGGAGCACCACUGGUAAAAGAUAUUAUAUAGAUAAAAGAACACUUCAAGCUUGAGGAGGCCAUUGACGAUAAAGAUUUGAUAUUGUAUUUCACGUAUCUUGCCGAGAAAGGCAGUGAACACCCAAUAGCCAAAGCAAUUGUUUCAAAAAUCAAAACACUGAUACCUAGCAAAAUGGAUGAGUAUAAGGAUAGAUAUAGCGUAAGAGAAUUUAAGAAUAGAGAUGGUGAAGGCAUAGUAGCCAUUAUAGAUGAUAAAGAUGAGAAUAAGACGAUUGAAGUGCUGUGCGGAAACGACAAAUUGACUCAUGCAUUCAAUUCUGAAUUGAAGUAGAAUAUUGACAUGUUAGAACAGGAAGGCUUGACAGUCAUAUUAGUUAGUAUUGACAGAAUACCUCAAAUGAUACUGUCUCUCGAAGAAGCACAUUUGGCAAAAUAAGAGUCAAGAGAAGUUGUUAACUAUCUGAGAAAAGUAAUGAAACUUAGAGUUGCAAUGAUCACUGGAGACAACAAGCAUGCAGCUUUUAAAGUGGCUAGACAUCUUGGUAUUGAUAUAAACGAUGUGGUCUAUAAAGCGUAUCCCGAGGACAAAAAGAAAGCAGUUGAAAGAUUCUAGCUAGAGAGAAAAGAAAAAGUUAUGUUCGUUGGAGAUGGUAUUAACGACUCCCCUGUCCUGGCUUAAGCUGAUGUAGGAGUAGCUAUUAACUCAGGAUCAGAGAUUACCGUGAACGCUGCAGGCAUUGUGUUAAUGAAGGAUAAUCUCUAUGAUGUAAUAAACGCAAUUAGAAUCUCGAGGAGCUCAUUCAGAAGAAUUAAGAUCAACUUCGUUUGGGCCUUCUUGUAUAACAUUUUACUCAUUCCUAUCGCAAUGGGUCUGCUUUAUCCAGGCCUUAAAUUUAGACUUGAUCCAAUGCUUGCAGGAGGUGCAAUGGCUGCCAGUUCUAUAUCAGUUGUUCUCUCUUCCCUUAUGUUGAAAUUCUUCAGACCAAUUUACGCUUGGAACGAUGAUGGUAUGUCCAGAAGAAGAAAUUCAUAGGAUUUGACUUAUGACAUUCAUACAAACUCUACCUCUAGCAGUGGUGGAACUGGAGUAAAUAACUUCACUAAGGCCAGUGAAAUAGCCAGCAAGAAAUUUACUCCCUUACCAUACCUCAACGCUCAUUCAAGAUCUCAAAUUUAUUCACAAUCUUCAGUCUCAAUUAAUAAGAUAACUGAUCAUGUUUAAAUACUUUCACCUUUGAGAUAAGUAAGAUGA
Messenger RNA from Stylonychia lemnae, 3294 nucleotides. NCBI's taxonomy places the organism in Eukaryota, Ciliophora, Spirotrichea, Sporadotrichida, Oxytrichidae. The record is from the annotation of a GenBank genome assembly.